AAUCUCCCUUGGGAAGAUCGAUGGACUACGCAAGCGUACUCGCUGUGUCCGUCACUUCCUCGUUUGCAGCCGGCAGAACCAAAACGUGAACAUGCUUUCUAUCGUCAGCUCAGUGCUUCGUCGCUUUUUGCAAAAUGCUUCGCAAAAACAUGUUUUGUUUAGUUCAGUCCUAGCUUUCUGUUUGCUUUCUAAUGCCGUUGGUAUCGGCGACGUUAUAUGGGCUGUGAACUGUGGCGGUGAGGCGCACACAGACAUUCAUGGCAUACGCUACCAGGCGGAUCCUUUAGAGGUCGGAUUUGCGUCCGAGUACGGAAAAAAUCUAAUAAUUCAAAGAGUUGUUCCACAGGACCAGGUUCUUUAUCAGACCGAGCGCUAUCAUCUUUCUACAUUCAGUUAUGAUAUACCGAUAUGGAAAGAUGGGGAUUAUGUGUUGGUCAUGAAGUUCAGUGAAGUGUGGUUUACCUCACCUAAUCAAAAGGUAUUUGAUGUUGUUCUAAAUGGAGAGCACACAGUUGUCAGUGAGCUAGACAUAUUUGCAAAGGUGGGUCGGGGCGUGGCCCAUGAUGAAAUUGUGCCUUUUUCUAUUAAAGGAGGAAAACUCAGAGUGAAUGGUGAGACAUCUCAGAUCGAUGGGAAAAAAAUCAGUCUUGAGUUUGUCAAGGGAGAUUUGGACAACCCAAAAGUCAAUGCUAUUUAUGUGGUGAAAGGCACAGUAGAAGAUAUUCCAAAGCUGCCCCAACUUGCUGGUGGAGAAACGCCACCCGAAGAAGAAGAAGAAGAUGAUGAUGAAUCUCAAAAUAACAAGCCGUCCAAGCAGCGCCGUCCAUCUGGCCCACGGGCUAAAGAUCCAUACGCUGCUGAUGAUACAAGCACAAUGCUUCUGCCUGUGUUUGUGGCUAUUGGAGCAUUCAUUCCUCUCCUAUUUUGUUUAUGCAAAUUGUAAAAGUCAUGCAGAUAUGGAGCUGUUUAUUUUUACUGUUAAGAAUUGACCUAAGGAUAGCUAAAUUUUGAAGUCAAACACCCAUUCCCCAGCCAUUUCUUCAUUCUGUCUGUUUGUCCACAUCCAUCCGUCUCUUUUUGUUUACUUGUCUGUAAAACUUAUUUCUGUAGUCUACCAGUCUGCAAAUCUGCCUGUCUUUACGCUGUUUUUUGCCAUUUUAUUUAUUUAUUUUUUUUAAUAAGGGAAAAAUUAAAUGUUCUGCCUUUUAUAUCUCUUGUCAAAGGCAGGACUGGAUUAAAAUCUUCCCCUUUUCCACUUAAUAACUGUGCAUUUCGACUACAUUUGAAAGGUAAAAAACUUCAUCAUCUAACUUUUUUAAUAAGCACAAUUUACUGUCAUUGCUGUUUGUUGUACUAUGGUUCUGUGCACAUGUAUUAAUUUUAAAGCUUGGAGGGUGAGUGUGACUAGGCAUUUUCAUAUGUAAAUUCAAGGGACGGACAAAUCUGAAUGAUCAUUUUAAGAAAACAUGUCAGUUCUUAUUUAAUCUCAAUUCAGCUGAUGCAGUUCUAAAUUUAUGAUUACAUAAUUUAUAUAUUUGUAACAUAAGAUUUGUAUUAUUAAGAUGUUUUAGUUAUGCUGUUAGACCAACGUUUUCAUAGUUGUGAAAUGCUUUAAGCAUAGAUACCAAUUAAUUAAUUAUAAAAAAUCUGAUAAAAACAUUGCAGCUCACCAGCUUAGACACAUUAAAUGUUUUCUUAAAAUCUAAAAAAGCAGACACGCGACAGCAUUGUGCCUAUUCAUAAAUGUUUUAUAAUGUGAUGAUUACACGAGUGGUGUAAUCAUGCGGACACUUUCUUAUAUAUACAGUCAUAAUUUUGUUUGCAUAUUUUCUAGUGUUAAAUCAUAAACUUUAAAAUUAGGUUUGCAUUAGUUGUAAUUGACAUUAUUUGAGAACUCGAAACUGGCAGUGUUUGUGGAAUUUUUUUUUUUUUUUUUUUUGGUGUUUAGUAUCAUUUUUAGUGCUGUUUUGUGUCUGGAGAGAUGAUAUGUUCAAAUAUUUGAAAAAAAAUAAUGAUUGUUGCAAAAUUAUUAAAAAGUGAAACCUUGACAAUGUCAACGAUGUGUUUACCAGGGUGGAAAAAGAGACAAAUUGUUACCACUGGAAUAGGUCAUUUGCCCUUUUGUUCUUGCAUGGCUCAGCAGAUGAGAUUAAUGAACUCCAGAAUCUGUAGAACAUGAGUUAAUAUUAUAUUAGUGGUUGAUUAAAUCACAAGAACUCAGUAGCUCUUUAAUAAAAGAAUCCUACAGUUUUCUUUUCUGUCAGAAAAUAUCUUUCAACAAUUUAUUUUCUUAAAUGAUUUAUGUUAGUGUUUUAAUGCUCAGAAAUGAAUACCCUUCACCUUCCAAAGUUUUUACUUUUGUUACACAAAUUCUUUUGCAUGACUUGUAUGUGGAAAAUGAGAAAAGUGGGUUGGACUAUAAAAUCAGUUUUGAGUUUUGAAAGCUGCUUAAUUGAUUUGUUUCUUGUGUUCUGUAUGUAGAAUUUGCUUCCUUUUUUACGGCAGUGAUGUCUCACUUGGACUUUGACCUGGGUAUACAUUUAAUGCUUGUUGACAGGCAUCCAGAUUUAGCAUCUUGUUUGCUGAAUAUCUGUUUUAUGCCACAUCAGUAAAUGUGGCAAAGGGUCAUUUUUUUUUUAAAUAUUAUUUGAGAAGUUGUCAAAAUAUUAUGUUCUUUUUCUCUCUUAUUCUUUCACUCUCACUGUUGAAAAUUAAAUGUGGAGAAAAGAAACAAAUGCAUUUCGGUAGAAAAUACACAGUUCUAUAUUUCUACUUUCAUAUUUAUUACUGUAAAGAGUAUAUCCAUGAAGUGGUGUUGAGCUGAAUUAUCUUAAAGAUUCUUUUUUCUAAAGAGAGGUAGUAAGAAUACAGAAAUCCUAUUACAUUUUUAUUUAUCGUAUUUAAAUAUAUGAGUGUUUUGAAGCACUUAUAUUUUAUGUGAAAUACUUUCAGCCUCAAGGUUAGUUUGCUGCUUCAUUUUUAUUCAAUUAUGCAUACUGUUUGACAAUAGGAUGAUGAUAUUUAUGCUAAAAAUGCCCUCCUUUUAUCUUCAGUUUUAGAAGUGGGUUUUUCUUGUAAACAUCUUUGCAGUCUACACACUUUGUAGUGAAAAUGCUAGUCAGUGUUGCUUCUCUUGUGCUGAGUUGAGCAGAACUGUUAUACAUUAAGGUUGAAAUCUAAAGUACAAAAAUGUUUGUUCCCAGCACUAAAGGAGCAUUUCAUUGAUAGUCAUAAUUAGAAACUGACAUAGAAUGCUCCAACUGAAAUUGAUGGAAUAUGUUCAAGUCAAUAGAUGACAACAGAAUAUGACCAUGUGUCUCAUUCUUUAUCUCCCACACAAACCACUUUUUAUUAUUUUGUUAUUUAUUUUCUAUUUAUUUAUUAUUAUUUGCAAUAGGAAAGUAAUUAGCAAAGUGCCCAUCUUCUUUUCACAUUCUUUGUUUCUAUAAUUAAAAAUAAAUUGCCCUAUAUGAUAGUUAUGGUCAUUAGUUAAGAUGCUCUCCCAGUUUUCUCAUUCUCGUUCUUUGCAUUGCAUCUUGAGGAUGGUGUUCUUACCUUUUUCUUUUGUCAUUGUUUGCCAUUGGAAAGAUAUAUCUUACACAAAAGCAUAUUUAUGAUAUAGUUAAUGUCUUGAAAGGGUGUGUACAUGCAGAUCAUCAGUUUUUAAUUGCAUUGCUCCCCUUACUCUAUUUCUUUCUCUUUCUGUCAUUUUGUGUCACACAAGCUCCUGUGUGAUUUACUUAUCACAGGCCUUUUAGCUGCAUUGUCUUUCAUCUGUCCAUCCAGUAAUAUCUCUUGAUGACGCACAGCUUUCAUAGAGUGACAAUAAUUUUAAAUCCUCUCAACAAGACUACAGCUGAUACCUAAAUAAUAUGAAUAAAGUAUUGCUAUUGCUGGCAAACAAAUAUUAUGUGUAAGUUACAAUAGAAACUAGGAAGCUUGCAUAGUUAAUUUUUUUCAAAUAUGGCAUUUGUUUUGUAUCUAUACAGCUUCAUGCUUCUCAGUUCUAUUCAGAAAAAAUAAUUAAUGAAUUUUUUUAUAAGGUCUGACUUUUGUGUCUUCUGCAGUGAAAUUAGCAAAAGAAUGAUUGAUUUGUCAUGAUAUUGAAUUUAAUAUUUAUGGUUUUUUAACAUAAAACAGUAAAUGAAUGAGCUUGUUGGCCAGCAACUGUUUGAGUUCACAUUUGUAUGAAUGCUAUUCAAAGUGUACAUUUUUGACUUUCUGUGAUUGAUUAUGCAUAUUUUGGGGGAUAUAUAUUUCCCAAACAUGUGUGCUCUGUAGUUGACUAAUUCAAGACUUAAAGAAUUUUGCUUUUCCUGGAAGAUUUGUUUUUAGUAACCCUCGUUUAUCUUUGUAGAGUUCGCUGUACUCUUCUUAUUUCUAAACAGAGUUGAAGGAAUGUUUAUCUUUUCUGAUCACCACAUUUUUUUCUAAUACUACAAUGAAGAAGACUUGUUGAUAUAUGAAAAGAUAUGGUAGGCACUUUUAAAAUGCUACAUUAUUUUUCAGCAGAUAUCAACCCUUGUUUGAUCUGUGGCUGUAUUUUUGUGGUUGAAUGUCAUUGUUAUACUAUUAUCAGGGUGCCUCCAUAUUUCUCUCCCUUUACUCAUGGUUUCACUUUUCUAAGCUUUCUUUUCUUUCCAGUUAUUCAUUUGUCGAUAAUCUUCCAGAGUCUUGUUUCGACUUUGUUUUCAUUUCAUUACAAAUAUCUUUUUGUAUCUAUUACAAGACAAGUUGUUUUAGUUGACUUCUAAUGACGGAGAUGUAAAGAAGAGAACAGUGAAGUCUUGAAAUCAAUGCUCAAAAUGAGCUAAUAUUUUGGACCACCUUGGCCUUUGUUCUCAGUUUUACUCAGCAUUUUAUUCAGAUAACCUCUUGUAUGAUUCACUUGUCUUCUUUUCAUUCUUUCCUGAUAUCUAAACGUUUUCUUUAAAAAAAAUUGUUUACCAUAACACUGCAUAGUUUGUAAUAUAUGUACCAAUUAUUUGUUUUUGACUGAAUGUGUUUUGUUGUGCUGAAGAUAUAAGUAAAUUUGGGAGAAAUGCACUUUUCUGAUUGAGGUGAGAAUAUGAUUGACAUAUUUGUGUGCCAUGAGGUACAAUUCCAAAGCAUGAAAUCUUUAUAAAAAAUUUAAUUAUAAAGUUUGGAUGAAAUGCCUUACUUCUAAGUUUUGUUUUUCUUUGUACUAGAGGGUUUAUUUUACACUUGUUUCUGCGUGUGUGUUUUUUCUUUUUUCAUUUUUUGAAGGUGCUUUUGUUAUGUCCUUUCAAGUGGGUUUAUAUCUAGUGAUAAAAUUCACUUUUUAAUUAUCACACAUAGGAUUUAUUAAUAAAGUCGUUUACUGCUUUAUUUAUGUGGAGGCUUAAGAUCGGUAUAGUACUGAUAUGGGCUAUCUCUUCUACUGUUUCUUUGAAGUUAUUUUUUUUGUGGUCAGGCAUGGUUGUAAUGCUUGUUUGCUUGCUUUUGUCCAAGGUUACACGCCAAGAGUGAUCUUGACGGGUAUAAAAGUAAAGGUUAAUUGGUUUGUGGAACGCCAUGUCAGCAAAAGUGGUGAUUGAAACUAUUGUACAAUUUUGUGGAAGACGAUUUGGAAUAAUAAACAGUUUAUGUUGAUGAGUUUCCUGCA
Messenger RNA from Pomacea canaliculata, 5626 nucleotides. RefSeq names its product malectin-A-like. The transcript is spliced from 4 exons. The record is from RefSeq and is a predicted model, not a curated record. Gene Ontology annotation, molecular function: carbohydrate binding. Bases 92 to 943 code for a protein of 283 amino acids. Gene Ontology annotation, cellular component: membrane. Lineage: Eukaryota; Metazoa; Mollusca; Gastropoda; Architaenioglossa; Ampullariidae.